Molecule: messenger RNA, 2184 nt
Organism: Hansenula anomala
Lineage: Eukaryota; Fungi; Ascomycota; Saccharomycetes; Phaffomycetales; Wickerhamomycetaceae
Gene: MLH1
Product: mismatch repair ATPase MLH1
Exons: 2
Coding region: 1-2184 (727 amino acids)
Biological process (GO): mismatch repair
Cellular component (GO): MutLalpha complex
Molecular function (GO): ATP hydrolysis activity; ATP-dependent DNA damage sensor activity; ATP binding
Source: RefSeq, a predicted model, not a curated record
AUGUCUGUUCCUGGAAGAAUCAAACCGCUCGAUGUAUCAGUCGUCAACAAGAUAGCUGCUGGUGAAAUCAUCAUUGCCCCAGCCAAUGCUCUUAAGGAAAUGAUGGAGAAUUCCAUAGAUGCUAAAGCUACCUCUAUUGAAAUCUUGGUGAAGGAAGGUGGUAUGAAGUUGCUACAGAUCACUGAUAAUGGUUCGGGUAUUCAAAAGGAAGAUUUAUCUAUACUUUGUGAAAGAUUCACAACUUCAAAAUUAACAAACUAUGAAGAUUUGAAUUCAAUUGCCACGUAUGGGUUCAGAGGUGAAGCUUUAGCAAGUAUAUCACAUAUCGCACAUUUAUCCGUCACAACAAAAACAGAAUCUGACUCUUGUGCUUGGAAGGCAACUUACUCAAAUGGUGAACUAGUCCCAUCAAAACCAAAUGAAUCAAAUGAUCCAAAACCUGUCGCUGGUAGAAAGGGCACACAGAUUACAGUUGAGGAUCUUUUUUACAACGUUCCUUCCAGAUUAAGAGCUUUGAAGUCUUCAAGCGAUGAGUUUUGUAAAAUAUUAGAUGUCAUUGGAAGAUAUGCUGUUCAUACUGAAGGAGUCGGGUUUUCCUGUAAGAAAUUUGGAGAUGCACAUUACUCGCUAACAACUAGAUCUAAUUUAUCGAUAAAGGAGAGAAUAAGGACAGUCUUUGGUUCCAAUAUAGCUAAUGAAUUGAUACCCAUUGAAAUGGAUCCAAUUGAAGAGUAUGGUGUGAUGAAGAUAUCAGGGCAAAUCACUAAUCCAAAUUAUAAUAACAAGAAGUCAGUCCAACCAGUGUUUUUCAUAAAUAAUAGACUUGUUUCGAAUGACCCUUUGAAAAGAGCAUUAACAUCAACUAUUAACCACUUCUUACCAAAAGGUCACAAAUCAUUCAUCUACUUAAGCUUAAUGAUAUCACCUCAAAAUGUUGAUGUAAAUGUUCAUCCAACAAAGAGGGAAGUUAGAUUUCUAUAUGAAGAUGAAAUUAUUGACAAAAUUUGCAUGUCAGUUCAAGAACAAUUUUCUAAAAUUGAUUCAUCAAGAAGCUUUCCAACUCAAUCAUUUUUACCAACAAAACGAUCAAGACAAGAGGAUGAAAAUGAUGAUCAAUUUAAACCGUCACAACCUAUUAUCCCUUCCCAAAAAGUCAAAAGACUUGACUAUAAACUUGUUAGAACAGAUGCUAGUCAGGCCAAGAUAACAACAUUCAUGUCGCAAUCUCAACCAUCAAGAGCUGAAUCUCAAUUGGAACGCCAUGAAGACAUUGAUGAUGAUGACACCACGAUGAAUCAAUCAACAAAUAUCACCAUUAUCGAAGAUGGGACUCAACCACAAGCCAAAUCAACCCAACUGCAAUCACAACCAAAUCAACAGGCCUUCAAAUUUGUCCCAAAGGAAAGAAUCGAAGUCAAUCUACAAAGUAUAUUGGAUCUACGGGAAAAUGUUGAGAAAAAUGUUAACAAUAAACUCACUGAAGUUUUCGCUAAUUUGUUAUAUAUUGGUAUUGUGGAUUCUAAAAGAAGAUUAGCUGCAAUCCAGUAUGAUGUUAAAUUGAUGCUCGUUGAUUAUGCAAGUGUUUUGAAUGAAUUGUUUUAUCAGAUUGGAUUAUCAGAUUUCAGCAAUUUUGGUACGAUUUACUUUGAAGACGAUCACCUGCUACCUUUAAGGGAAUUGUUGAAUCAUGUUUUCCAGCAUCCAAACUUCAAAGAUUCUGAUAAAUCAAUUGAUGAAGUUAUUGAAGUAUUCAUCAACAUGUCUGACAUGCUAUUGGAAUAUUUUUCAAUAGAAAUCACAGAUACUGACACAUCUGACCCAAAAUUGAAAUCAAUUCCUUUAUUACUGAAAAAUUAUACACCACCAUUAAAUAAAUUGCCAUUGUUUCUCUACAGAUUGGGGACAAAAGUCAGUUGGGAAGAUGAAAAGCUUUGCCUUGAUGGUAUCUUGAAACAAUUGGCAUUAUUUUAUAUCCCAGAAUCUUUUGAAUGCAGUGAAAUUUUGAAAGAUGAUGAUCCUGAGAAACCUGCUUUGAUUAACAAGCAUCAAGAAUUGAAUGAUUCACUUGAAAACGUGUUAAUGCCUAUAAUCAAGAAGAAACUACUUGCAACCAAGAACCUAACGAAAGAUGUUGUGGAAAUUGCAAAUUUACCAGGUUUAUAUAGAGUGUUUGAGAGAUGUUAA